UUUGGCAACGAAUUCCUACAUCUGGUCAUCAUGAACAUUCUGAUUUGUUUGGCAAGUUUAUUGGCUGUAACAGUCGGCCAAAACUAUGGCAGUGGAAAAUAUCAACCAUUCUCAUCUGGUUUUGGUGGAAGUCCAAGUCAUGGUGGUAGUUUUGGAGCCGGAAAACCAUCUUUCUACAGUUCAUCAUACAAAAGUCCAAGUGUCGAAUCAGGAUUAACAUCUCCAUUCACUCAAUCCGCUGGAUACGCAGGUCCAAAAUUAUUUACACCUGCUCAACCAGCACACUAUAAUUCAGAAGGAUCCUACAAUUCUGGGCCAGCUCAUUACAAUCAUGAAUCAUCCUACUCAUACGGUGGUCCAGGAUUAUCUCAUUACUCAUCAGGAUUUACUGGUUCAUCAUCACACUUUGGAUCUGACUACUCAGCCCCAUCUAAUUACGAAUCUGGUCCAUCUCAUUAUGAAUCCGGUCCAUCUCAUUACGAAUCUGGCCCAUUAUACCAAUCAAAUUACCAAUAUGGACCUUCAGCUAGUGUGAAAGUGAUUAAAAAUCCAAAGAAUUAUCUAUCUAGUCCAGCCUAUGAAAAAGUUGUCCAAGUUGAAGAUGUACCACGUAUUGGACAUAACGGUGUUCCAUUAGAUACUCCAGAAGUAGCUGCACUUAAAGCUGCCCAUUUCGAAGCACAUGCUAAAGCUUUAUCUCGUCAUCGUCGUGGAACAACUUACUAUGGACAUGGUGGUAAUGGACACGGACACGGUCAUGCCUACAGUACCCAAAAUCAUAACGCUUAUUUCGGUCAUCCACAUGUAGUUCAUGUCAGUGGAGGCCAUGGACAUUAUCGUCGUAGACGUUCUGCUUAUCAUGGAGGUUAUGUCGGUGGAAACGGAUAUGGUCAUGGUCAUGCCUACAGUACCCAAAAUCAUAACGCCUACUUCGGUCAUCCCCAUGUAGUCCAUGUCAGCGGAGGUGGUCACCAUCAUUUAGGUAAACGUGAUACAUACGAAGGUGGAAAUCAUCCAGGUGGUGCAAGCAGUUCCCAAAACAGUAAUGUCUUCCAUGCUGAAUCCAAACCAAUCCGUGUACAAGCUAGUGGUUAUGCUCCAGGACAAGGUGUACCACAUGAAACCGCUGAAGUUACUUUAGCUAAACAAGCUCAUUUUCGGGCACAUGAUCAAGUAUUGAAGAGUGCUGGUUUGUACAAACCUCAAGGUGGUGGACACCGUGGAGGAAGUCCUUUCGGUGAUGAUUCAUCUUCAUACGCCAGCUCCCAUGAAUAUUACUAAUUGGUUCCGUUA
Messenger RNA from Chrysoperla carnea, 1293 nucleotides. Its product is annotated as hornerin-like. NCBI's taxonomy places the organism in Eukaryota, Metazoa, Arthropoda, Insecta, Neuroptera, Chrysopidae. The transcript is spliced from 2 exons. The record is from RefSeq and is a predicted model, not a curated record. Bases 31 to 1281 code for a protein of 416 amino acids.